Molecule: messenger RNA, 3684 nt
Organism: Aethalodelphis obliquidens (Pacific white-sided dolphin)
Lineage: Eukaryota; Metazoa; Chordata; Mammalia; Artiodactyla; Delphinidae
Gene: AP2A2
Product: adaptor related protein complex 2 subunit alpha 2
Exons: 23
Coding region: 429-3017 (862 amino acids)
Biological process (GO): intracellular protein transport; clathrin-dependent endocytosis
Cellular component (GO): AP-2 adaptor complex; membrane coat
Molecular function (GO): clathrin-cargo adaptor activity
Source: RefSeq, a predicted model, not a curated record
GCGGCGCUGCAGCCUGGGGCGGCUCGGCUGAGGCGGCUCCUCCCCGCUCUCGCUCCCGCUCCCGCUCCCGUGGCCCGCGGCUCGCUCCUGCUCCGGGCCCGCCUGCCCAGGCCGCUCCCCGGGCCCGAAGAUGCCGGCCGUGUCGAAGGGGGACGGGAUGCGGGGCCUGGCGGUCUUCAUCUCGGACAUCCGCAACUUACUUGUUAAGAUGUGUGGCCCUGGAAACAUCGUCUCUGCUCUCUAGGCCUGUUUCCACACCUAGUCAAGGCAAAAGUAAAGAAGCAGAAAUAAAGAGAAUAAACAAAGAGCUGGCAAACAUUAGAUCAAAGUUUAAAGGCGACAAGGCCCUGGAUGGCUACAGCAAGAAGAAGUAUGUGUGCAAGCUGCUCUUCAUCUUCCUGCUGGGCCACGACAUCGACUUCGGGCACAUGGAGGCCGUGAACCUGCUCAGCUCCAACAGAUACACCGAGAAGCAGAUCGGCUACCUGUUCAUCUCGGUGCUGGUGAACUCCAACUCGGAGCUGAUCCGCCUGGUCAACAACGCCGUCAAGAACGACUUGGGCAGCCGCAACCCCACCUUCACGGGCCUGGCCCUGCACUGCAUCGCCAACGUGGGCAGCCGGGAGAUGGCCGAGGCGUUCGCGGGGGAGAUCCCUAAAAUCCUCGUAGCCGGAGACACCAUGGACAGCGUGAAGCAGAGCGCCGCCCUGUGCCUGCUGCGCUUGUACAGGACGUCUCCCGACCUCGUCCCCAUGGGCGACUGGACGUCCCGCGUGGUGCACCUGCUCAACGACCAGCACUUGGGUGUGGUGACUGCCGCCGCCAGCCUCAUCACCACCUUAGCACAGAAGAACCCGGAAGAGUUUAAAACCUCUGUGUCUCUGGCCGUCUCCAGGUUAAGCAGAAUCGUGACGUCGGCCUCCACAGAUCUCCAGGAUUACACGUACUAUUUCGUCCCGGCUCCCUGGCUAUCAGUCAAACUUCUGAGGCUGCUGCAGUGCUACCCGCCCCCAGAAGACCCUGCAGUGCGAGGCCGCCUGACCGAGUGCCUGGAGACGAUUCUGAACAAAGCCCAGGAACCGCCCAAGUCCAAGAAGGUGCAGCACUCCAACGCCAAGAACGCCGUGCUCUUCGAGGCCAUCAGCCUUAUCAUCCACCACGACAGCGAGCCAAACCUGCUGGUCCGCGCCUGUAACCAGCUGGGCCAGUUCCUGCAGCACCGGGAGACCAACCUGCGCUACCUGGCCCUGGAGAGCAUGUGCACGCUGGCCAGCUCCGAGUUCUCCCACGAGGCUGUGAAGACACACAUUGAGACGGUCAUCAAUGCCCUGAAGACGGAACGGGACGUGAGCGUGCGGCAGCGGGCCGUGGACCUCCUCUACGCCAUGUGCGACCGCAGCAAUGCCCAGCAGAUCGUGGCCGAGAUGCUGAGCUACUUGGAGACGGCCGACUACUCUAUCCGAGAGGAGAUUGUGCUGAAGGUCGCCAUCCUGGCGGAGAAGUACGCCGUGGACUACACGUGGUACGUGGACACCAUCCUGAACCUGAUCCGCAUCGCUGGAGACUACGUGAGCGAGGAGGUGUGGUACCGCGUCAUCCAGAUCGUCGUCAACCGGGACGACGUGCAGGGCUACGCCGCCAAGACGGUGUUUGAGGCGCUGCAGGCCCCAGCGUGCCACGAGAACCUGGUCAAAGUCGGUGGCUACAUCCUAGGGGAGUUUGGGAACUUGAUAGCAGGAGACCCGAGAUCCAGCCCCCUGACCCAGUUUCACCUGCUGCACUCCAAGUUCCACCUGUGCAGCGUCCCCACCAGGGCGCUCCUCCUGUCCACUUACAUCAAGUUCGUGAACCUCUUCCCGGAGGUGAAGGGCACCAUCCAGGACGUGCUGCGCAGUGACAGCCAGCUGAAGAAUGCUGACGUGGAGCUGCAGCAGCGCGCCGUCGAGUACCUGCGGCUCAGCACUGUCGCCAGCACCGACAUCCUGGCAACUGUCCUAGAGGAGAUGCCUCCGUUUCCAGAACGUGAGUCUUCUAUCCUGGCCAAGCUCAAGAAGAAGAAGGGCCCCAGCACGGUGACCGACCUGGAGGAGGCCAAGCGGGAGAGGAGCGCCGACGUCAACGGGGGCCCCGAGCCCGCCCCGGCCAGUGCCAGCGCUGCGUCCACGCCUUCUCCGUCGGCAGACCUACUGGGGCUGGGGGCUGCACCCCCCGUCCCCACGGGACCUCCACCCUCCUCCGGCGGGCUGCUCGUGGACGUUUUCUCAGACUCACCCUCCGCGGUCGCUCCCCUGGCUCCCGGCUCCGAGGACAACUUCGCCAGGUUUGUCUGUAAAAAUAAUGGUGUGUUGUUUGAAAACCAGCUUCUUCAGAUUGGACUGAAGUCUGAGUUUCGGCAGAAUUUAGGCCGGAUGUUCAUAUUUUACGGUAAUAAGACCUCCACGCAGUUCCUGAGCUUUACUCCUACGCUCAUCUGUUCGGACGACCUCCAGGCCAAUCUGAGCCUGCAGACCAAGCCUGUGGACCCCACCGUGGACGGGGGCGCGCAGGUGCAGCAGGCUGUCAACAUAGAGUGCGUGUCCGACUUCACCGAGGCGCCCGUCCUCAACAUCCAGUUCAGGUAUGGGGGAACCUUUCAGAAUGUGUCUGUGAAGCUGCCUAUCACACUCAACAAGUUUUUCCAGCCCACGGAGAUGGCUUCUCAGGAUUUCUUCCAGCGCUGGAAGCAGCUGAGCAAUCCCCAGCAGGAAGUGCAGAAUAUCUUCAAGGCGAAGCAUCCAAUGGACACAGAGAUCACCAAAGCCAAGAUUAUUGGCUUUGGUUCUGCACUCCUAGAGGAGGUCGAUCCUAACCCUGCAAACUUUGUGGGAGCUGGCAUCAUACACACCAGAACCACCCAGGUUGGAUGCUUACUGCGUCUGGAGCCGAGUCUGCAAGCCCAGAUGUACCGACUCACGCUGCGGACGAGUAGAGAAACCGUCUCUCAGAGAUUGUGUGAAUUGCUUUCGGAACAGUUUUAAUCAACAAGGACGGAGGGUCAGGCUCCUGUGUCUGCGUUUUUCUUCAUCUCCACUGUCGUCUUCGUUGCCAUGCCGCAAGUCCACGCCCUGUGUAGCGUUGCAGCCCCGGGUGCCGCCCAGCCCUGCUUCUCUGGCCUCGUCCCUUGUGGGGGUGGAUGGGAGCCCGUGUGCCGUCGAGGAAGAAGAGGCUCAGCCUGGACCCAGCCGCCCCGCCAAGUCAGGAGGAGAGGGGCGUGGAUCCCGGGACUAACUCUUACAGAAAUCAAGACGGUUCUGUGGCUAAGCCUACAAAUUAAAGGGAAUUUAGAAGUUUGAAUGAAAAUGGAAGGCGUUCGAAAUUUUACCAGGAUGCCGAGGCUGUCUCACUGACAGUCCAUCUCUGGUGCUCUGAGAGGAGAGGCAGCGUUCUGUCUGCCAUGGCAAUAGAUCUUGGCUACUUGGAUGGGAGACGGGGAGGCAGCCCAAGGGUAUGUCCACACGGGGCCCAAGCGCCGGCCUCGGCCAGGGUGAGAGCACAGUGCCAGGGGGCUUGCUGGGGCCAGGUUCUGAAUCUAGAAGUCAGACAGGGUGUGUUCUCAAUGACGAUCGACAAAAGCACGUAUCCUGGCUGGGUUUAAUUCUGUCUCCCUCCCCAGCACUGUGUUCUUAAAGUGAGAUCUGUAAAGCC